GGAAGUGGCCGCCGGGAAGCCGGCGAGGUCGGUUCCGCCCGGCUCCAACAUGGCGGCGCCCUUUGUCUGCCUGGAAGUGCCGUCCCCGGCCUUCUCGCGGUCGUGAUGCACCUCCCUCGGCGGCGGGGUCCGGGACAUGGCAGGUAAUGAGUGGGAGGAGGAGAGUCAAGCUGGCGUUUACCCAAACUCAGAAAAGAGCAGCCUGGGCCACUUGGAAAUCGGAGGUAUGACUGAACCACUCAAGGACAAAACAAAGCCAGCAUCCAUGGAUUUCCCUCAGCACAGCCAGCACGUCUUGGAGCAGCUGAACCAGCAGCGGCAGCAGGGGCUUUUGUGUGACUGCACUUUUGUGGUGGACGGUGUUGAUUUUAAGGCCCAUAAAGCAGUGCUGGCCGCCUGCAGCGAGUACUUCAAGAUGCUCUUCGUGGACCAGAAGGAUGUGGUGCAACUGGACAUCAGUAACGCAGCAGAUGCGGAAACUGAGACCCAAAGAGGUCAGGUGACUGGCCUGGAGGUCAGCGAGAGAGUUUGUGGCAGAGCGCCGAUGACAGUCAUUACUAUCACUUUGGUUGGAUUGCCUUCUGGCGGCCUGGGGCAGGUACUGGAAUUUAUUUACACGGCCAAGCUCAGCCUGAGCUCCGAGAAUGUGGACGAUGUGCUGGCCGUGGCCAGCUUCCUGCAGAUGCAAGACAUCAUCACGGCCUGCCAUGCCCUCAAGUCACUCGCCAAGCCGGCCACCAGCCCUGGGGAGAAUACGGAGGCCGUGGCCAUGGAAGGAGGGGACAGGAGAUCCAAAGAGAAGGCUGCGGCCACCACGCUGAGUGAGCGGAACCCUGCUGGAGGCAGUCCACCCAGGGGCCCGGGCCGGGACCCCAAGGAGGAGCGAGGCGGGCAGGCAGAGAGUGCGGCCAGCGGUGCAGAGCAGACGGAGAAGGCCGAUGCCCCCCGGGAGCCACCGCCAGCAGAGCCCAAGCCCGACCCCACCGGUGGCAUGGCUGCUGCUGAGGCCGAGGCCGCCUUGUCGGAGAGCUCAGAGCAAGAAAUGCAGGUGGAGCCGGCCAGGAAAGGAGAAGAGGGAGAGGAGGACGCCAUGCCUUCUGGGGUCAAGGAAGAAGGGCCGCACCUGGACAAGGGGGAUGCCCCCGAGGAGAGCGAGGAGUCGGCCAGCACGGACUCGGGCCAGGAGCUGGGCGCAGAGGCCCGGGGCCUGCGCCCAAGCACCUAUGGCGACCGUACCGAGUCCAAGGCCUACGGCUCCAUCAUCCACAAAUGCGAGGACUGUGGGAAGGAGUUCACACACACGGGCAACUUCAAGCGGCACAUCCGCAUCCACACAGGCGAGAAGCCCUUCUCGUGCCGGGAGUGCAGCAAGGCCUUCUCCGACCCCGCCGCCUGCAAGGCCCACGAGAAGACGCACAGCCCGCUGAAGCCCUACGGCUGCGAGGAGUGUGGCAAGAGCUACCGGCUCAUCAGCCUGCUGAACCUGCACAAGAAGCGGCACUCGGGCGAGGCGCGCUACCGCUGCGAGGACUGCGGCAAGCUCUUCACCACGUCCGGCAACCUCAAGCGACACCAGCUGGUGCACAGCGGCGAGAAGCCCUACCAGUGCGACUACUGCGGCCGCUCCUUCUCCGACCCCACCUCCAAGAUGCGCCACCUGGAGACUCACGACACUGACAAGGAGCACAAGUGCCCUCAUUGUGACAAGAAGUUCAACCAGGUGGGGAACCUGAAGGCCCACCUGAAGAUCCACAUCGCGGACGGGCCCCUCAAGUGCCGAGAGUGCGGGAAGCAGUUCACCACCUCAGGGAACCUAAAGCGGCACCUUCGGAUCCACAGCGGGGAGAAACCCUACGUGUGCAACCACUGCCAGCGGCAAUUCGCUGACCCCGGCGCCCUGCAGCGGCACGUCCGCAUCCACACGGGCGAGAAGCCAUGCCAGUGCGUGAUGUGCGGCAAAGCCUUCACCCAGGCCAGCUCCCUCAUCGCCCACGUGCGCCAGCACACUGGGGAGAAGCCCUACGUCUGCGAGCGCUGCGGCAAGAGAUUUGUCCAGUCCAGCCAGCUGGCCAAUCACAUUCGCCACCAUGACAACAUCCGCCCCCACAAGUGCAGUGUGUGCAGCAAGGCCUUCGUGAACGUGGGGGACCUAUCCAAGCACAUCAUCAUCCACACUGGAGAGAACCUUGCCUCCCCCCCCCCCCCCCCCCCAGGAGAGAAGCCUUACCUCUGUGACAAGUGCGGUCGCGGCUUCAACCGGGUGGACAACCUUCGAUCCCAUGUGAAGACUGUGCACCAGGGCAAGGCAGGCAUCAAAAUCCUGGAGCCAGAGGAGGGUGGUGAGGUCAGCGUAGUCACUGUGGAUGACAUGGUUACGCUGGCCACCGAGGCACUGGCGGCAACAGCCGUCACUCAGCUCACAGUGGUACCAGUGGGGGCUGCAGUGACUGCUGACGAGACGGAAGUGCUUAAAGCCGAGAUCAGCAAAGCUGUGAAGCAAGUGCAGGAAGAAGACCCCAACACUCAUAUCCUCUAUGCCUGUGACUCCUGUGGGGACAAGUUCCUGGAUGCCAACAGCCUGGCCCAGCAUGUGCGGAUCCACACAGCACAGGCACUGGUCAUGUUCCAGACGGAUUCGGACAUCUGCUACCAGCAGUACGGGUCAGGCAGCACGUGGUCGGCCGGGCAGGUGUUGCAGACUGGGGAACUGGUCUUCCGCCCUCGGGAUGGGACUGAUGGCCAGCCUGCUCUGGCAGAGACACCCCACACAGCCCCAGAAUGCCCACCGCCUGCUGAGUGAGCAGGCAUCUCUCCUGACUGUUUAUUUAAGGAUGGGUGGCCCCGUUCCCUAGAGAGAAUAAAUUUGAUUAUUUUCUAAUGCUGCCUACAGCUCCCUGUGGGGAUGGGGUGGGGAGCUGGCAGCUGUGGCUGAUGCCCCAAAGGGCUGCUCUACCCCAGAACCAGCUGGGAAAGCUAGGCUGUCCCUUCUGCGGAAUGGGGCUGGAGCCUUGGGAUCUGUUUAGAAGCAAGCUGGCUGCUUUGCCCAAGUCAGGGUGCAGAGCUCCAUACACCCCAUCCCCUCAACCAAUCUUCUCUUUGGAGGCUUCUCACCUGUUCACCAUGAGGACCCCAUCUCUCUUUUCUGCCAUGGAGCUGUUGUGACCCUGCUCCCCCUCUGCCUGGGGGUUGGGAGCUGGGCCAGCAGAGGCUGGCCACACUGCUUACCAGGAUCCAGGCAACCCAGAGAACCCAGCUCAGGGGCCAUUAAGCCAGAGCAGCAAGGUAGGCAGAGAGAACCAGGCCGGACAGGCCAUAUCCCUGUUUUGUUGUUUGGGGAGGCAGAAGGGCUUACACUGACUUCACAGUAACCUUGGCCCGAGGAUCAUGGCCAAGCCAGUACCAUCUUUUGGGAACUUUUACUUGCCUUGAGUCAGUAAGUCUCUCCCACCAGGUGAGGGCCUGGAGGGACAAUGAGCAGCUAGGAGCUUUGAUGGGGAGAUGGAGAGACAGCACUGCUUACACUAGGAGCAGGUGCAGAGGCUGGUGGGGCAGGGAAACAUGAGAUGCCCUUUCCGGUAGUUUUCCCCCGAGCAGCCGUAAUCCCUUACUCAGAGAUAGUAGCUCUUGCACCAAAAGUAUAGGUCUUUGGAGGAGCCCCAUGGAUAUUGCAAGUGAGACCGCCAACGCUGCGUCCCAUGUUCCCAUCCCUGCCCAGUUCCUCAGCCUGUACUUCCAGCUGCAGGGGAAGCCUGGCCCAGCACCCCUUCUUCCUGUCAGGAAUCCGUUCCACCAGGCUGUGCCACUGCUGCUGCAGGGCUGGCCUGCACCACACGCAGAGGAGGAAGGGUGAAGAAUCAAGACGCCAAAGCUUGCUCAAGAUGUUUGAGUGUGCAUGGGGUUGUUUUUACCUGUAGUGCCUUCCACAUUAUCCAAGAACCAGUCAGAGCCUUGAAGUAUCACAGGUCUUCACAGCACCACAGCAUUGAGAAAAGUUGGGUCUGUGACAAAGAUCUGUUUCAUACCAGAUAAAAUGCACCUUGGGGGGGUUUAAGUAGUAGACCGGAAAUAGGUUCCUUAUACAGACUGAAAGCAAAAGUGAAAUGAGGGCUAGCUACGCCCAUAAGCCAAGGACAUUUACUUGGUCCUCCUACCCAAGUGACAAUUACAUCCACACUUGACAUGUUUUGUAUUUUUUAAUAAAGUUUGUAAUCCAAUGGACACACAAAACAAAACUGCGCUGAGAAAAACAGUUUUAUAAAUUAAUAAGUGUUAGGAAGUUGUGGGGAGAGGUCAAGGUCACAUAGGAAGAGGAGAGCCAGUCUCUUUGCAGAGUGUGUGUGUGUUUGUGUGUGAGAGAGAGAGACCGACACACUUUCAGAUUGCAGGGGCUGGGCCCGGGCCGUAACGAAGCGCACUUAUACAAAUGAGUGACAAUACAAAGUCUGAGUAUGAAAAUAAGAUUUUUCUCUUAAAACACAUUUUUGGCACAGAUUAAAAAAAAUGUAUGUCAGGGGGAUUUGAUUUAAGUCAGUAUUAUAUAUAUUUAUAUAUAUUAUAUAUUUAUAUAUACACACAUCCCAAGUUCUGCAUAUCCCACCGACAGAAAAUCCUUCGGUUUGCUCUUUUUUUCGAUUGUAAGCUGUACAUCCUGGGUGAAUCAGAUGGUGGUGGCAAGAGAAUUAAGACAAGAUGACAGCCAGAUGAGCAAGAAGAAGGGAGGAGAUGGGGACAAACCCAAUGAAAUGUUCCUUGACCCCAAGGUUUCAGCAGCAGUUUGAAGUCCUGCGUUGAGUCUGUGACAUGUUCACAUACACCAAGAUGUCCAGAGUGCCACAGCCUGUCUUCACUAUGCAAAAGUCCAAGUCACUAAUUUAGUGCAAAGGCAGUUCUGUUUUCUUGUUUCUUAAAAACAAAA
Molecule: messenger RNA, 4915 nt
Organism: Pipistrellus kuhlii (Kuhl's pipistrelle)
Lineage: Eukaryota; Metazoa; Chordata; Mammalia; Chiroptera; Vespertilionidae
Gene: ZBTB17
Product: zinc finger and BTB domain containing 17
Exons: 17
Coding region: 137-2800 (887 amino acids)
Biological process (GO): regulation of transcription by RNA polymerase II
Cellular component (GO): nucleus
Molecular function (GO): protein binding; RNA polymerase II cis-regulatory region sequence-specific DNA binding; DNA-binding transcription factor activity, RNA polymerase II-specific
Source: RefSeq, a predicted model, not a curated record